Strongylus vulgaris is the source of this 285-nucleotide messenger RNA. Lineage: Eukaryota; Metazoa; Nematoda; Chromadorea; Rhabditida; Strongylidae. The record is from the annotation of a GenBank genome assembly.
UCGUCCCAACCGGAUCUGAUCUCUGAUCACUUUCUUCAGCUUGUACAAAGUGGUAAAGCAGAUGUUCGGCAGUUCGCCUCUCCUCCCGUUCCCGUUGCCCCACCCGGAAUUGAAGAAAACCUCAAAGCAGCUCGCAUUGUGGAACCGAACGAGUUGUCCGUGAAAACAACCUCAGUGGAAGGAAGCGUAGCAGAUCCAAGCGUAACAACGACAGAUACCGAAACGGAGGAACCUACCCAUCAGGUUAGUGCUGCAAAUCUCGCUGUUCUGGCCUCUUUCGCUUGA